AAAGUUGCAGUGAGGAUGGAGUUAAUUCGUGUAAAGGGCUUGGUGAGUGCCUGGCGAGUGGAAAGUGUUCCGGCGCGCGUGGUCCACGCCGAGCGGCCGAGACGCCUCGGCUGCGCCUUCAGGAUGACGGAGUGGGAGACAGCUGCACCUGCAGUAGCAGAGACCCCCGACAUCAAGCUCUUCGGGAAGUGGAGCACCGAUGAUGUGCAGAUCCAUGGCAUUUCCCUGCAGGAUUACAUCGCAGUGAAGGAGAAGUAUGCCAAAUACCUGCCCCACGGUGCAGGGCGCUACACGGCCACGUGCUUCCACAAGGCGCAGUGCCUCACCAACUCCAUGAUGAUGCACGGCCGCAACAAUGGCAAGAAGCUCAUGACUGUGCGCAUCAUCGAGCACGCCCUUGAGAUCAUCCAUCUGCUCACAGGCCAGAACCCCCUGCAGGUCCUGGUGAACGCCAUCAUCAACAGUGGCCCCCGGGAGGACUCGACCCGCACGGGGCGAGCUGGAACAGUGAGGCGGCAGGCCGUGGACGUGUCCCCGCUGCGCCGUGUGAAUCAGGCCAUCUGGCUGCUGUGCACAGGUGCCCGUGAGGCCACCUUCCGGAACAUCAAGACCAUUGCCGAGUGCCUGGCAGACGAGCUCAUCAGUGCCGCCAAGGGCUCCUCCAACUCCUACACUAUCAAGAAGGAUGAGCUGGAACGUGUGGCCUAGUUCAACCACUGAUUGCCUGACCACAGCUGCAAUAAAGCUGUUUUCCCUUUGGGGUGCCCCCCCCAAAAAAAAAGAAUGACCAGGAACCACCAGACAUUCCAUCCUCUGUGGAUACCCUCUCAGGGAGUGAUUUGGGAAAUAAAGGAAAUGUGAACAACA
Messenger RNA from Orcinus orca (killer whale), 867 nucleotides. RefSeq names its product 40S ribosomal protein S5-like. NCBI's taxonomy places the organism in Eukaryota, Metazoa, Chordata, Mammalia, Artiodactyla, Delphinidae. Gene Ontology annotation, cellular component: ribosome; cytosolic small ribosomal subunit. Gene Ontology annotation, biological process: translation; ribosomal small subunit assembly. Gene Ontology annotation, molecular function: structural constituent of ribosome; mRNA binding; rRNA binding. The record is from RefSeq and is a predicted model, not a curated record. The transcript is spliced from 2 exons. The coding region runs from base 16 to 708 and encodes 230 amino acids.